AGCGCGCCCGGCCGAGGCGGAAAAUGGCGGCGGCGAAGCGCAGCGUUCUCUCCUCGCUGGCGGUUUACGCCGAGGACUCGGACCCGGAGUCGGACAGCGAGGCCGGCACGGCGGGGAGCGAUGGGGGAGCGCCCACGGGAGAGAAAGGAGGCCUGGUGUCAGUUGGGUACGGAGAAGAUGACUUUACCCGGCUGGAUGGGGACGAGGAAGGGUACGAAGAGGAGGACGAUGACAACAGCAGGCAGUCAGAAGAUGACGAUUCAGAGACUGAAAAACCUGAGGCUGGUGACCUAAAGGAAUUCUCAGAAGUGGAGAAAAGAGAUCCCCAGGAGCUAGUUGCUUCUUUUUCAGAAAGAGUGAGGAACAUGUCUCCAGAUGAGAUCAAAAUCCCUCCUGAGCCUCCUGGCAGAUGUUCUAACCAAUUGCAGGAUAAAAUUCAAAAGCUGUAUGAGAGAAAAGUGAAAGAGGGCAUGGAUAUGAACUACAUCAUCCAGAGGAAAAAGGAAUUUCGCAAUCCCAGCAUCUAUGAAAAGCUGAUCCAGUUUUGUUCCAUUGAUGAACUUGGUACAAAUUAUCCAAAGGACAUGUUUGAUCCUCAUGGCUGGUCAGAGGAUUCAUAUUAUGAGGCACUAGCUAAAGCCCAGAAGAUCGAGAUGGACAAACUGGAGAAGGCCAAGAAGGAACGCACAAAGAUUGAAUUUGUGACUGGCACUAAAAAGGGUACAACAACAAGUGCUGCUUCCACAACCACCACAACAUCCAGCACCACUGUGGGAGAUGCCCAGAAGAGGAAGAGCAAGUGGGACUCUGCCAUUCCUGUAACAACGAUAGCUCAGCCCACCAUCCUCACCACCACUGCAACCCUGCCAGGUGUUGUCACAGUGACAACCAGUGCCAGUGGCUCCAAAACCACGGUGAUCUCAGCUGUGGGCACCAUUGUAAAAAAGGCCAAGCAGUGACUGCUGUGCUGGGCCUGGAGUCUUGGACUUGUUUGUCACUGAAGCCAUAGUCCUUGGAAGGGAGGGGUGGAUUUCUCCUAUGGUAAAAGAUGACAAGAUUCUUUGAAGCAGCUCACAGUACCCCUUUGGAAGGCUGGGGGCAGGAGCAGGAUGCCAGCUGUGUGCCCACAGGAAUGGAUCUCUGCCCACCAUGCCUCUGCCUUUGCUUGCUGGGGUAAGACCCAAGCUGCCUGUGUUGUGCUGGAGGAAGGUGGCAUCUGGAGUUAGCUUGUAAAAGUUUGCUUAUUAAUUACUGCAUUGAGGUCUUACCUACCUGCAAGUUUGUUUUAGGGGGAAAAAAGAAAAUAAAUUAAAAGGGUAAGCAGUGAAAGACUGUCAGUGUUACCCCUGUGUGUUCCAGGUGGUGCUCCAGGGCUGCCUGCAGCCUGUGUAGGUGCCUCCCUCCAGAGUCAGCUCACUCUGAGCGAGUUGAAGCAGAGACAACCACUCAGUGUCCACGUCCAGAUGUGUAGCAGAGACUUGAAGCAAACUCCAUCAGUGAGUGUAGGCUCACUCUUUGUUCUAGCACUGACACCUGUACCCUGUGCUCUCUGUGUAGAUCUUAGUGACCACGUGUGAAACUGUGGAACUCUUGAGGAAACUGUGCUGGAACAUCCUGUUACCAUCUCACAGGGAUGGAGAUUUCUAUGCAGAACCCUCAAGCUGUAGAGGUUUGAUUUGUGAGCUCACUUGCAAAGACCUGUGCAGAAACACUUCCAUUGCCACGGAAUGAGGUUGGACAGAAGCAGAGGAGAGUGUCUGACCCUGUUUGUGAUAUUGUCCAUCUUUGUUUUAGCUCGUGAUAUUCUGUGAAUGCACACAUGGCAGUUACUGCUUGCUCCACUGUUGUGAAAAAGUAUUUUAAGUUCAAAAUUUUGUUGAAUAAAAAUUGAAAAGUCUUUUUAAAAAG
Serinus canaria (Common canary) is the source of this 1908-nucleotide messenger RNA. It is a transcript of the gene SAP30BP, whose product is annotated as SAP30 binding protein. The transcript is spliced from 11 exons. Lineage: Eukaryota; Metazoa; Chordata; Aves; Passeriformes; Fringillidae. Gene Ontology annotation, biological process: regulation of DNA-templated transcription. The record is from RefSeq and is a predicted model, not a curated record. Gene Ontology annotation, cellular component: nucleus. Bases 24 to 959 code for a protein of 311 amino acids.